Coccomyxa subellipsoidea C-169 is the source of this 228-nucleotide messenger RNA. RefSeq names its product 30S ribosomal protein S17, chloroplastic. Gene Ontology annotation, cellular component: ribosome; mitochondrion. NCBI's taxonomy places the organism in Eukaryota, Viridiplantae, Chlorophyta, Trebouxiophyceae, Coccomyxaceae. Gene Ontology annotation, biological process: translation. The record is from RefSeq and is a predicted model, not a curated record. The annotation marks the transcript as partial. Gene Ontology annotation, molecular function: structural constituent of ribosome. The transcript has a single exon.
GGCAAGGUGGUGUCAACAAGCUCGCAGAAGACAGCUGUUGUAGCGGUGGAAACCUUUGUUCCUCACAGGCUAUACAAGAAACGCAUGAGGCAGACAAAGAAGUACCAGGCACAUGAUGAGACCAGCAAAUGCACUGUGGGAGACUACGUCGAGAUCAACCCAUGCAGGCCAGUCAGCAAAGCCAAGCGCUUUACCAUUGGAGAGAUCCUCAGGAAAUCUGAUCUCUGA